Molecule: messenger RNA, 1401 nt
Organism: Microstroma glucosiphilum
Lineage: Eukaryota; Fungi; Basidiomycota; Exobasidiomycetes; Microstromatales; Microstromataceae
Product: FAD/NAD(P)-binding domain-containing protein
Exons: 1
Coding region: 106-1242 (378 amino acids)
Cellular component (GO): cytoplasm
Molecular function (GO): flavin adenine dinucleotide binding; electron-transferring-flavoprotein dehydrogenase activity
Source: RefSeq, a predicted model, not a curated record
ACUUAAGGUAGACCAGAUAGAAGCAGCGCAGCACACACAGAGCACUUCUUCUCAUCCUACUACUACUACCUAGCUACCUGUCAACUUCAGCACCUCUCUUCCACAAUGGUGUCUAACAUCCUCGUCAUCGGCGCCAGUGGUGGAGCCAUCGUCGCCCGUCAACUAUCCGAAUCCCUCCCGCCCACGCAUCGUCUAAUCCUCAUCGAGCGACUCAAUUUUGCCUACCACCCCAUCUCCUCUCUCCGCGGUGCCGUCAUCCCCGGCUUCGAGGAGAACAACUUUGCCUCUUUUGACAACUUCUUCGACAAGGGAUCGCGCCAUGUAGUCCUCAGCGGGACAGAAGUGACGAAGCUGGGAGAGGAUAGUGUGACUAUCUCUGGCGAAUUCGAGGAGAGCAACACGAUCCCAUUCGACUAUGCCUGUCUGGCACUGGGAGCUACCUACCCUGUCCCUGGUCGACCCAGGAGUACCUCCAAAGAGGAGGGGCUGGAGAACCAGAGGCAGAUGCAGAGGGAUAUCAAGGCUGCCAAGUCUAUUCUGGUCGUCGGUGGUGGACCAGUAGGAGUCGAAUUUGUCGGCGAAGUGAGGACACAAUACCCCAAGAGCACCGGGAAGGCUAUCACUCUCGCCACUUCUGGUGGAGAGCUCAUCCCUGGUGGAUGGAAGAAGUCGCUCGGUCAGAAGAUCCACACUUUGCUCACCAGCGAAGGCAUCGACAUCAAGUACAAUGCCAAGGUGAAUUUGCCCGAGGAUGUAGAGGUUGGCAAGCUCCUCCCUACCUUGCGCUCCUUUGAGCUUCCAGACGGAGGUAAAGUCGAAGCCGACUUUGUGGUCAUGGCCACGGGCGGUAAGCCCAACACCUCGCUAGUGAAGCAAGACCACCCUGAAGCACUCAACGACAUGGGUCUCAUCAAGGUCGAGCCCACCACUCUACGAGUUCUGGACCCCAAGCUAGGAAAAUACUUUGCAAUGGGUGACUGCAGUGAUUCCCCUGGACCCAAUACCUACUUUGCCGUCAUGCAGCAAGCACCCGUAGUUGUUGCCCACAUGAACGCCUUGGCACAGGGUAAGGGUAAAGCGAGCAAGGCGUACAAGGAGCCAAUGAAUGUAAUGGUGGUGCCAUUUGGACCUUCUCAGGGACAUGGACAGAUUGGACCUUUUGUCAUGGGAUCUUGGGUCACUUCACUUGGAAAGGGAAAGACACUCUUUGUACCCGACUUUAAGAAGCUCUACAGGGUUUGAGCGGCCCGUCGGAGGGGGGCCGGAUGAGGAUUGGCGCGUACUUGACUUUUGUUGCGUGCGUGCCUUGUGAUACCUUUGUUGUGAUGUCUUUAUACAAGUUCCUUUCAAUGUCAUUCUCUCUCAAAGGUUGUCAGGUCCCCGACGAUCUGAUCUCUUGCC